Molecule: messenger RNA, 1326 nt
Organism: Anneissia japonica
Lineage: Eukaryota; Metazoa; Echinodermata; Crinoidea; Comatulida; Comatulidae
Product: F-box only protein 44-like
Exons: 4
Coding region: 95-952 (285 amino acids)
Biological process (GO): SCF-dependent proteasomal ubiquitin-dependent protein catabolic process; glycoprotein catabolic process
Cellular component (GO): SCF ubiquitin ligase complex; cytoplasm
Molecular function (GO): protein binding; ubiquitin protein ligase activity
Source: RefSeq, a predicted model, not a curated record
UAAAUUAUGCGCGAAUCCGCUCGAACUGACUGGUUCCCGGUGUGAAUAGACCGAAAAGAGGGAAGAAAGUCUCUUGGCCCUAUAAAUAAGUAAAAUGGACCUUCAACCUGGCUUAGGAGGUUUAGGCCUAAGUGAUGAUGAGUCUGUACUAGAAAUUGAGAUAAAUAGUCUACCAGAUGAGAUAUUGACUCUUAUUUUAGUAUUAGUCCCUGAUGAGUGUAUCAAACAUUGUGGCCUGGUGUGUUGUCGAUGGUCAGAAAUUGUCGUAGCAACCACCUUUUGGAAAGAGAAAUGUUUACGGAAGGGCUACAUUUUAUCAAGUCUUAUAGCAUCGUAUGCACCCAAUAACUGGAAGGAGUUUUACUAUUUGAAACCAUACUCUAGAAACUUAAUUCAAAAUCCAAGCGGCAAAGAUGGCCUUGAGAAAAAUUGGACAAUCAGGCGUAAUGGCGGUGAUGAGUGGAAAGUUGAAGAUAAGACCAUUGGUGCAAAAGAUAAACCAGAAGAACUGUUAACAGUGAACGAGGGCAGCACAGAAAACUUUGCCACCUCUUACGGAUGGUGUGAAAUGGAUCAGGUUAUUGACUUGGAAAAGGAAGGCUGCUCUCUUAAACUUAUCGAUGACCAUCAACCUGAAAUAUAUGUAUCAGAAUGGUAUACAGAACGGUUUGACUGUGGGUGUUACUAUGAGUUGCAGGUACAACUUUUUGCUGCACUCUCUGAUAAGGAUCCAAUAGAAGAGCAUCACUUUGCUUCUGGACUCAUCCCUCAGUGGUCAGACAAUGAGUGGAAACAGGUAGAGCAUACAUUCAAGAACUAUGGAAAAGGUGUUCGAUUUAUCCGUUUCAUACAUCGAGGAAAAGAUUCACAAUUCUGGGCUGGUCAUUAUGGUAGUAAGAUGGCAGGAGCGCAGGUUAGAAUCCUCAUCGACAGACCCAGCAAUGUACAAUGAAGCCGUCCGUUGGUCUGUGCUGGAUGGAAGGGAUGGAGGGUGGGGGUAGGUACGUUUCAGAAGUACCAAUAAUGCUUAAAACCUCAUUUAAAUAAAAUUAACCAGGUUAAAUACCAAAAUGGAUUGUUUCCACAGAGGUAUUAAACAAGCAUUGAUGCAAUCAAAGAAAACCUGUAGUAUAAUGUUAUUCAUUCAAAAUAUGUUGUUUAUAGAUGCAAUUAUCAAAUAUCCAGUUUUGUAAAAUUAUGGUGUAGUUAGAGAUAUAUAUAGAUGUUAAAUAUAAUAUAAGAUUUAUAUGUCUUGUAUUGUAUUUAUUUUUAAAUUAGUCUGAAUAUAAAAAAUCAAGAAUAAAACCACUAAAGUGGAAACAGUAA